CUACUACUUGUGGUUGUCAGACACAAGGCAAUAUCAUCCUGGAAGAUGUUAUGCUCGGCUUGCCAAGAGUUCAUAGACUCUAUACUGACAAAGGCAGAGAUGCAGCCGUUAGCUCAUCACGAAACCUGCCGAAGUCUCGAGUGUGCCGUCAAAGCUGGUUGUUAUGCGUGUAAUCGGCUCUGGGCAAUUUUGCCUUCUGACGCAAGAGACUGGAUCCGUACUGAAGCUUCCACAUCUUCGAUUCUUCCUCACAGUGCAAUCCUUACAGCUGGCAGUACCGCGGAAACGGAUGACCAAAAAUGGAUUCUUGGUCCAAUGACAAUCACACACGCUUUACGGCCUUACCAGAUACGCGGACACGAGGGAGAAGAGUUAUUUCAAAUCGUUGUCAAUCCACGAGCCUUUCCAUUUUGGAUUUCUCCCAGAUUGCGGCCGGAUGACCACAUCGUACACUUAAGACCCAUUCCGUGCACUGGUACUUGGGAAACCUUAUAAAGCUAUUUCAUUGACAAAAGAACCGCCAUGUGUAUCUCAUCAGUCUUUACUGAAAUGAACAUCACAG
Molecule: messenger RNA, 562 nt
Organism: Colletotrichum phormii
Lineage: Eukaryota; Fungi; Ascomycota; Sordariomycetes; Glomerellales; Glomerellaceae
Exons: 1
Coding region: 46-495 (149 amino acids)
Source: RefSeq, a predicted model, not a curated record